AUGGGUAACGAAGAGUCGACCGUCGUGGAUGAUUCCACUCGCCCCUCGGUGCUGGAGGCGCGUAACAUGGAGGCUGUGGCCAAAUACAUUCAACAGCAUGAUGUGAAACGCAUCGUGGUCAUGGUGGGAGCCGGCAUAAGCACUUCAGCAGGCAUCCCGGACUUCCGGUCACCAGAUACCGGGCUCUACGCCAACCUCGCAUUCCUGGACUUGGAAGAGCCCGAAGAUGUCUUCGACAUCAGCUUCUUCCGAGAGAACCCCAAGCCGUUCUACGCGCUGGCGAAAGAGCUCUACCCGGGGCGCUAUCGCCCCACCGUCGCCCACUCGUUCAUUAAACUGCUCUACGACAAGGGCUUGCUGCUGAAGCAUUUCACCCAGAACAUCGACUGCCUUGAGCGCCAGGCUGGUCUCUCCGGCGACAAGAUCGUCGAGGCUCAUGGCAGCUUUGCGACUCAGCGCUGCAUUGAGUGCAAAACGCCGUACCCGGACGAGGAAAUGCAGAAGAAGGUCCAUCAUGGGGAGGUGCCACACUGCUUGGUCCCCCAGUGCAAUGGACUCGUGAAGCCCGACAUUGUCUUUUUCGGCGAGGCCCUACCUGAGUCCUUCUUCCGGAGCCGCGACCUCCCGGAACAGGCCGACCUGUGUAUCGUGAUGGGAACCAGUCUCUCAGUGCAGCCAUUCGCCAGUCUGCCCUCUUUUUGUCGAGAGGGGGUCCCACGCGUGCUUAUCAAUAUGCAGCGUGUUGGCGGCCUGGGCUCUCGACCAGAUGACGUUCUUCUACUUGGGGACUGUGAUGUGGGGGUGCGGAAGUUUGCCAAGGCCAUGGGAUGGGAGGAGGAGCUGGAGGCUCUGUGGGAGCAGACGAACCCGGACCCCAAGGCACGUGAGGCCGAGAAUGCGCCGCUGCAAUCGCGGGACGAGCGGCUUCGGGACGAGGUGGAUCGGCUUACGGAGGAUAUUGAGCGCACGCUGGGUCUGACGGACGCGUAUCAGCAGCGAGUGCGCGAGCGGCUGGGCGAGCCGAGCAAACAGGGCCAGUCGAAUGGAGUCGACUCAGGAGCAGGGGAAGAAAGCACAGGACUGGACCAUGUGUUCCCGCACCUGGCGCGCAAAUUCCGGUAG
Penicillium canariense is the source of this 1122-nucleotide messenger RNA. RefSeq names its product NAD-dependent protein deacetylase hst2-1. Gene Ontology annotation, molecular function: NAD+ binding; histone deacetylase activity, NAD-dependent. The coding region runs from base 1 to 1122 and encodes 373 amino acids. The transcript is spliced from 2 exons. NCBI's taxonomy places the organism in Eukaryota, Fungi, Ascomycota, Eurotiomycetes, Eurotiales, Aspergillaceae. The record is from RefSeq and is a predicted model, not a curated record.